CGUCCGCAAAACAAUAGCCUGGUCACAUCGCAUUCGCUGCACACCAUUAUCAUAACGAACUCGCCAUCAUGACGACAGCCAAUACAACUAAAUGGGUCGAUCAUGAUCCUGAGUCAACUUACCAAAAGGAGGAUCCGGAUCUCAGCAAGGAAGCACACGACAUUCUGAUCCAAUACAGCGGCAUCCCCGAAGACAGACUCGUCUCGCACGUCCGCGAAGUAAGGGAAAGAGCCUGGAAGGUCUUUCAAUACCCCUGCAUCGGGAGGUAUUCCUUCCUUGACUUCAGCAUCAGCGAAAGGGAAAGCUAUCCGCAAGUGCUCGAGCGUCUCAAAGGUGGCCAAACGCUGCUCGAUGUCGCCUGUUGCUUCGGCCAAGACGUCCGCAAACUCGUCUACGAUGGCGCUCCCGCUACCAGCGUGUUCGGUAGUGAGUUGGAGCAGAGGUUCGUCGAUCUCGGCUUCGACCUCUUCCAGGACCGCGAUCGCCUUGCAGGCCAGUUCACGGCAGGAGACCUCUUUAGCGACGACCUCGGCGGUCUCGCGGGCAAGCAGUUCGACAUGAUCAACGCAGCGUCCUUCUUCCACCUCUUUUCUUGGGAAGACCAGGUGGACGUCAUGUCGCGUACAGUCCGCCUGCUCAAACCAAAAUCCGGUUCAGUGAUUUUCGGCAGGCAGACCGCCGUGGAUGAAGCGAGGGAACAGGAUCAUCCUGCCAACCCGCGUAGCGGCAAAAUGUAUAGGCAUGAUGAUUCAACGUUUCGGAAACUGGUCAAGGAGGUCGGCGAGGUCACCAAGGUGGAUCUGAAGGUCGAGAUCAAACGGAUCGAGGUCAGGGAAGAGUUGAGGAGCAGCGAUGGAGUGCAUUUCAUCUCAUUCAGCAUUACCGUCGAGUAGACUGCGAAAUGAGAUGGUAGAAUGUCAGCCUCG
Molecule: messenger RNA, 926 nt
Organism: Zymoseptoria tritici IPO323
Lineage: Eukaryota; Fungi; Ascomycota; Dothideomycetes; Mycosphaerellales; Mycosphaerellaceae
Exons: 2
Coding region: 69-893 (274 amino acids)
Source: RefSeq, a predicted model, not a curated record